GGACUGCUGCUGCCCUCAGAAAAGAUGGCCGCCAGGUGGUUAGCACGGUGCUCUGUCACGGUGGGGCUGCCCGUUUCAUCCGGAGAAACACAGAGGCUGGGACUGUCACUCCACAUCUUCGGAAGACCAGCCCAUUUUGCAAACAGUAGCUGGUACACUGUAGCUGUAGGCUCCUUUGGAAACUUGGGGGGACACAGCUGAACAAGUGAGUGUGGACGUGAACUCCCUUCCCUUUUUGUGAAUAACAGCAACCCCCCUGUGAGGACGGUGCAGCGUGGCAGGCUGGUCCUGGACACCUGCUGUCCUUGUCAGCGUGUCCUAGACAGAUAGGUCCCCUGGGUUUGUGAGGUACAUCAUGUGUGAAACAGGGGCGUGGAAUUUCCUCACACGUCCUGUAAUUGAGGAAACUGUGUACAGACUGUCCCAUUCAAGCACACAAAGUCAGAAUAGCUCUGCAGGCUGUCACAGUACAUCUGGGGUAACAAGGAUGGGGCAGCUAGGUGGAUUCCCCGUUGUAUGUUUGAAGAGCUCGUGUUUCUGAUGUUUUUAUUCUUUGUUUCAGGAUUCAGGCAUAUCUGGAAGGAAGAGAAGAGCCAGCACAUCUUUAACUGAUGAUGAAGUGGAAGAUGAAGAAGAGACGAUUGAAGAGGAAGAGGCAAACGAAGGGCUGGUGGACCACCAGACAGAGCUGUCCAAUUUAGCCAGAGAAGCUGAGUUGCCCUUACUUGAUCUGAUGAAGUUGUACGAAGGUGCCUUCUUGCCGAAUUUUCAGUGGCCGCAACCCAGACCUGACAGUGAAGAGACAAGCGAAGAAGAAGAUGUGGAAGACAACCCAAGAGACAGGGCGAGUCGGAAGGAUCUGGUGCUCAUAGAUUCUCUGUUCAUCAUGGACCAGUUUAAGGCUGCAGAGAGGACGAACAUCGGGAAGCCAAACACAAAAGACAUCGCAGAAGUGACCGCCGUGGCCGAGGCCAUCCUGCCCAAGGGCAGCGCUCGAGUCUCCACCACGGUGAAGUAUAACACCCCGUCUCUGCUGUACGGGGCGCUCCGAGACUACCAGAAGAUCGGGCUGGACUGGCUGGCCAAGCUCUACAGGAAGAGGCUCAAUGGCAUCCUGGCUGACGAGGCGGGGCUCGGCAAGACCGUGCAGGUGAUCGCCUUCUUUGCGCAUCUCGCCUGUAAUGAAGGUAAUUGGGGCCCCCAUCUUGUUGUUGUGAGAAGUUGUAACAUACUCAAGUGGGAGCUCGAGCUGAAGCGUUGGUGCCCCGGGCUAAAGACCCUCCUGUAUGUCGGCAGCCACAGAGAACUCAGAGCCAAGAGACAGGAGUGGACAGAGCCCCACAGCUUCAAUAUCUGCAUCACGUCCUACAAGCGGUUCUUCAAGGGCUACCACUCCUUUGCCAAGGUGCGGUGGAGGUGCCUGGUCAUCGAUGAGAUGCAGCAGGUGAAGAACAUGACCGACAGGCACUGGGGAGCCGUCUUCAAUCUGCGCAGUCAGCAGCGCUUGCUUCUGAUAGACGCACCUUUGCACAACACCUUCCUGGAGCUGUGGACCAUGGUGCACUUCCUCAUCCCAGGGAUCUCCAGACCCUACCUGAACUUCCCUCUGAAAGCUCCCAAUGACGAGAACCAGGACUACUACCACAAGGUGGUGAUCCGGUUACAUCGGGUGACCCAGCCGUUCAUUUUGAGGAGAACUAAGAGAGAUGUGGAGAAGCAGCUGACCAAGAAGUACGAGCACGUGUUGAAGUGCCGCCUCUCCAGCCGGCAGAAGGCCCUGUAUGAGGACGUCAUCCUCCAGCCUGGCACUCAGGAGGCCCUGAAGAGCGGGCACUUUGUCAACGUCCUCAACAUCCUCAUGAAGCUGCAGCGGAUCUGCAACCACCCGGGGCUCGUUGAGCCCCGGCUGCCAGCCUCGUCAUACGUCGCUGGCUCUCUGGAGUACUGGUCCGCCUCUCUGGUUCUCAAGGCCUUAGAGAGAGACUUUUGGAAGGAAGCAGACCUUUCUGUAUUUGAUCUUAUUGGGUUAGAGGAUAACCUCACUCGCCACGAGGCAGAAUUGCUGUCAAAGAAAAAGGUGACUCGGAAGCUCAUUGAAGAGAGCUUCACCUCACCCCUGCCGUCAGCCAGGCCUGUUGCAGUAAAGCUGAAGCCGAGCAGAGCUGUCUCAGACGACACCCGCAUGACGGGCACAGAAGGGGAGCAUGGGGCCCGACCACAGCUUUGCUGUGGUGCUUGUAAACCAUCCGUGGUUUUGCGGGCUGCGCUCCUGGUGCUGGUGCCCCUGGCCCACAGCUGCCCCGCGCUCUGUGAGGCUGGCCGCCUGUGCCCCAGCGUCUGA
Molecule: messenger RNA, 2341 nt
Organism: Trichechus manatus latirostris (Florida manatee)
Lineage: Eukaryota; Metazoa; Chordata; Mammalia; Sirenia; Trichechidae
Product: E1A-binding protein p400-like
Exons: 13
Coding region: 734-2341 (535 amino acids)
Biological process (GO): chromatin remodeling
Cellular component (GO): Swr1 complex
Molecular function (GO): histone binding; ATP hydrolysis activity; ATP-dependent chromatin remodeler activity
Source: RefSeq, a predicted model, not a curated record